GUCCAAUACUGGUCGAAAGGUGUCAACGAUAACUCAACUUCGACUCAACUCUGUUUUAGCUUUCAAAAAUUCAAGUCAUUCUCCGUUUUUUUUUCUCAGCCGCUCUAGAUUCUGUUGGAAUAUGUCGAAAAUGCGCUUGUUAAAGGAGGAAAUUGAGUUGUUCCACCAGAAGUCAUUGCCAAAAUAUGACGGACUAAGCCCGGAAGACCUGUAUGUGAUGUACAAGAAGCUCCAGAUGGAGCUGGAGCUUAUUCAGGUUCAGGAGGACUACAUCAAGGAGGAGCAACGCAAUCUCAAGAAAGAGUUUUUACACGCCCAGGAGGAGGUGAAGCGCAUCAAGGCCGUACCUUUGGUAAUUGGCCAGUUCCUUGAGGCAGUUGACGAGAAUAGCGGGAUAGUUGCAUCUACCACCGGCUCCAAUUACUAUGUUCGCGUCCUGUCCACCAUCGACCGCGAGCUGCUGAAGCCCUCGGCCUCAGUGGCACUCCACAAGCAGAGCAACUGCCUAGUGGAUCUAGUGCCGCCGGAGGCAGACAGCACCAUUUCAAUGCUGUCACCGGACGAAAGGCCCGACGUCACCUACUCGGACAUUGGGGGCCUAGACCUGCAGAAGCAAGAGAUACGCGAGGCUGUGGAGCUGCCGCUGACCCAUGCCCAACUGUACAAGCAGAUUGGUAUCGAUCCGCCUCGGGGCGUAUUGCUCUUUGGUCCACCAGGAUGUGGCAAAACGAUGUUGGCCAAGGCCGUUGCCCACCACACCACCGCCUCCUUUAUUCGUGUCGUUGGGUCCGAGUUUGUCCAAAAAUAUUUGGGCGAAGGACCACGCAUGGUGCGAGAUCUUUUUCGCCUUGCCAAGGAAAACGCUCCCUCAGUCAUCUUCAUCGAUGAGAUCGACGCGAUUGCCACGAAGCGCUUCGACGCUCAGACGGGUGCUGACCGAGAGGUUCAGCGUAUCCUGCUAGAGCUGCUUAACCAAAUGGAUGGGUUCGACGAGACCACCAAUAUCAAAGUGAUCAUGGCUACCAACCGUGCUGACACUUUGGAUCCGGCUCUACUGCGCCCCGGGCGCAUGGAUCGCAAGAUAGAGUUUCCCUUGCCAGAUCGUCGUCAGAAGCGCCUGGUUUUCUCCACAAUAACCUCGAAAAUGAAUCUGGCGGAGGAUGUGGACCUGGAGGAUCUAAUUGCACGUCCAGACAAUAUCUCAAAUGCAGACAUCAACGCCAUUUGCCAGGAGGCGGGAAUGCAUGCGGUGCGCGAGAAUCGUUAUGUGGUCAACUUCAAGGACUUUGAGAAGGGUUACAAGACCAGCGUACGCAAGGAUGAGGCACAACACGAGUUCUACAAUUAAUGUCAUGAUAAAAGGCACAGUCACAUUACACAUAGCUUCUUUAUUAAUUAAUUAAUUAUUAAUUAAAUGUUCUACAGGCCGCAACUUGAAUAUCUUUCUAGAAAGAAUAAAAUAAAUCUUUUCUAAAAGGACGCAACUUCAAAACAGA
Molecule: messenger RNA, 1496 nt
Organism: Drosophila serrata
Lineage: Eukaryota; Metazoa; Arthropoda; Insecta; Diptera; Drosophilidae
Gene: Rpt3R
Product: Regulatory particle triple-A ATPase 3-related
Molecular function (GO): ATP hydrolysis activity; ATP binding
Source: RefSeq, a predicted model, not a curated record